AAAAAACUACCUUUCACAAAUUGAAACUUCUAUAUAUAUCUUCAACUGUUAUUUGAAAAUAUGGCAAUGGCCCUUCCCGCCUUUACAGUCACUGCCUCCGACUAUCAGCCUUGGCCGUCUCCACCACUCCCCGCCGCUGCCAACACCCUCCGCAGCCUUAAGAACCCCAACAGUAAUCUCGACUCUACAGCUUCAUGGACCUCUUUAAUUGCCAGUCACUGCAAAAACGGCCGGUUAAUCAAGGCGGUUUCCGAGUUCACCCGCAUGAGAAUUUCCGGUGUUGAGCCUAAUCAUGUUACUUUGGUUACUCUGAUCUCCGGCUGCGCACAUUUUCCUGCGGAAGCGAUGUCUUUAGGUUCUGCUCUUCACGGGUAUGCUCGAAAACUCGGGUUGGAUACUCGGAAUGUGAAGGUGGGUACUGCUGUUAUCGACAUGUAUGCGAAGUUUGGACUUAUGGGGUUUGCUAAAUUGAGUUUUGAUCGUAUGGGUGUUAAGAAUAAGGUGACUUGGAACACCAUGGUUGAUGGUUACAUGAGAAAUGGCGAUUUCAAGAAUGCGGUUAAGAUGUUCAAUGAAAUGCCUGAAAGAGAUGUUGUUUCGUGGACGGCUUUGAUUGGUGGAUUUGUCAAGAAUGGGCAUUUUGAAGAAGGUUUAAUGUGGUUUAGAGAAAUGCAGUUACAUGGUGUGGAGCCUGAUUAUGUAACAAUGAUCUCAGUGCUUUCGGCUUGUGCUAAUUUGGGGACUCUUGGUAUAAGCCUAUGGUUACACAGGUUUAUCUUCGGAAGCAGAUUUAAGGAUAAUGUUCGUGUUAAUAACUCGUUAAUAGACGUAUAUUGUAGGUGUGGAUGCGUAGAAUUGGCGUGUCAGGUGUUUGAUAGGAUGAAAGAUAGAAGCUUGAUUUCGUGGAAUUCGAUCAUUGUAGGCUUAGCAGUCAAUGGGCACACGGUGGAUGCCCUACAGUAUUUUGAUUUGAUGCUGAAUGAAGGUUUUCAACCGGAUGCGGUGACCUUUACAGGAGUUCUCACGGCAUGUAGUCAUGCUGGUUUAGUCGAGAAAGGGUUGAAGUAUUUCAAAGAAAUGAAGAGAGUUUAUAGGAUUACACCUAGGAUUGAACACUAUGGGUGUAUAGUCGAUCUUUACAGUCGUGCUGGAAGAGUGGAAGAUGCAUUAGGUGUUAUUAAGAAUAUGCCUGUGAAGCCAAACAAAGUUAUAUUGGGGUCUAUAUUAGCAGCUUGUCGAAAUCUUAGUGAUGUAAGACUAGCUGAAAGGCUAAUGCAUUAUAUCUAUGAAUUAGAUCCGGAAGGAGAUUCAAAUCACGUGUUGCUUUCUAACAUAUAUGCUGCAGUGGGAAGUUGGCGUGGAGCUAGUACUGUGAGGAAGAAAAUGAAGGGACUCGGGAUUCAAAAGAGACCGGGAAUUAGUUCCAUUGAGAUUGAUGGUGUCCUUAACGAGUUUGUAGCCGGAGAUAGAUCACAUAUACAUGCAGAGCAGAUUUACGCAAUGCUUGAGUUUUUGUCAGGUGAGUUAAGAGUGUCUGGCUAUGUCGUAGAUGAUGUAAGUGAAUUAUACGAAUGUGGUUGAUUGCUUUCAUUUCUGUGCAAAGAAGAGUAAGUUUUUGCUUU
Messenger RNA from Capsicum annuum, 1622 nucleotides. Its product is annotated as pentatricopeptide repeat-containing protein At1g05750, chloroplastic. The record is from RefSeq and is a predicted model, not a curated record. The coding region runs from base 61 to 1581 and encodes 506 amino acids. Gene Ontology annotation, biological process: RNA modification. The transcript has a single exon. Gene Ontology annotation, molecular function: RNA binding; protein binding. Lineage: Eukaryota; Viridiplantae; Streptophyta; Magnoliopsida; Solanales; Solanaceae.